AUGUGUCGAAAGCAACCGGGAAUUACCGUCGGUCGACUCUGUGAAAAAUGCGAAGAUAAAUGUCCUAUAUGCGACUCCUACGUACGUCCCCAUACUCUGGUUAGGAUUUGUGACGAAUGCAACUACGGAAGCUACCAGGGACGAUGCAUUAUCUGCGGUGGCAUGGGCAUCAGUGACGCCUAUUAUUGCAAGGAAUGCGUUCAGCAAGAAAAAGAUAGGGAUGGCUGCCCAAAAAUCGUCAACCUUGGUUCAGCGAAAACCGACCUGUUCUAUGAACGAAAGAAGUACGGCUUCACUCAAAGGUGA
Gregarina niphandrodes is the source of this 306-nucleotide messenger RNA. Its product is annotated as putative pre-mRNA-splicing factor. Gene Ontology annotation, biological process: mRNA splicing, via spliceosome. Lineage: Eukaryota; Apicomplexa; Conoidasida; Eugregarinorida; Gregarinidae. Bases 1 to 306 code for a protein of 101 amino acids. The transcript has 2 exons. Gene Ontology annotation, cellular component: precatalytic spliceosome; catalytic step 2 spliceosome; U2 snRNP. The record is from RefSeq and is a predicted model, not a curated record.